AUAUGCAUAUGAUCCACGACGGCAAGCAAAAAAGUGGGGUGGGGGAAUGUUAGCACGGGGUCAAGUAAAUUUGUUGUGUGUAUAUAAUAUUGCAUGCACACAAUACAAGGCCAACUAGAGAGAGACAUCUUUUAGCUUCUUCUUGCUCCAGUGAGCCUUUAAGUUCUGCUGUUUCUGUCAUCCAUCUGCUUAGUUCUCUCCAAUUCCAAAAUGGCAUUGGUCGGGAAUGUCAAGCUUUUUCUCUGCACAGUUUUAUGGCUCAACGUGAUCAGCAGUAUUUCAUGCCAAGGUAAGAAGGAGCAUUUCAGCCGGGAAUAUCAGUACCCAUUUAUCAGACGUGCAAGCUCUUUCUCACCCUCAUCACCACCAUCAUCAUCAUCAAGCUCAUCAUCCAACGGCGGAGAUGGGGCGUAUGACUACAUAAUUGUAGGGGGUGGCACAGCUGGGUGUCCCCUGGCAGCUACCCUCUCCCAAAAGUUCAGCGUCUUAUUACUGGAAAGAGGGGGGGUACCCUUCUCCAACAUAAACGUCUCACACUUGCAGAACUUUCAUUUAUCUCUUGCAGACACUUCACCCACUUCUGCAGCUCAAACAUUCAUUUCAACCGAUGGGGUCCUUAAUUCUAGGGCUAGGGUUUUGGGCGGAGCCUCCUGCAUCAAUGCUGGUUUCUACACAAGAGCAAGUUCACGGUAUGUUGGGAAUGUAGGUUGGGAUGCCAAGUUGGUGAAUGAAUCAUAUCCAUGGGUUGAGAAGCAAAUUGUUCACAGGCCAAAGCUUGCACCAUGGCAGAAAGCACUAAAAAAUGGCCUUUUGGAAGUUGGGGUCUCACCCGAUAACGGAUUCACAUUUGAUCAUAUAUCUGGAACAAAGGUUGGGGGAACUAUUUUUGACAAGUUUGGCCAUCGACACACUGCUGCCGAACUGCUUGCUUCUGCUAACCCUGAGAAGCUUAACGUCCUAAUUUAUGCAACAGUUCAGAAAAUAAUGUUUGACACAACAGGGAAGCAACCAAAGGCUGUAGGAGUAAUCUUCAAAGACGAAAAUGGAAAUCAACAUCAAGCAGCUCUAGCAAGGAGACAAGGGAGUGAAAUUAUUGUGUCUUGUGGGGCAAUUGGGAGCCCUCAACUACUGCAAUUAAGUGGCAUUGGACCUCAGGCAGACCUUAGAAAGUUGAACAUUUCGGUGGUGCUGGAUAAUGAGUUUGUUGGGGAAGGUAUGGCGGAUAACCCUCAUAAUGCCAUUUUUGUUCCCACUAAAACACCAGUUGAACAGUCACUGAUUCAAGCUGUGGGGAUUACGAAGAUGGGUGUGUAUAUUGAAGCUAGCAGUGGUUUUGGGCAGUCAUCAGACAGCAUUCAGUGCAACCAUGGAAUCAUGUCAGCUGAGGUUGGACAGCUCUCAACAAUUCCCCCAAUGAAAAGAACGCCACAAGCCGUUCAAGCUUACAUCAACAGAAAGCGAGAUCUCCCUCAUGAGGUAUUCAUGGGGGGCUUUAUUUUAGAAAAGAUUGCAACUCCCAUUUCGACAGGCCAGCUGCGCCUAAUGAAUACCAAUGUUGAUGAGAACCCCUCUGUCAGUUUUAACUACUUCAAAAAUCCAUAUGAUCUACAGCGAUGUGUUGAUGGUAUUCGCAUGGUGGAGAAGGUAGUGAGGUCGAAACACUUCGAAAACUUUACAUGUGACAAGUACACUAUGGAUAAACUGCUCAACAUGAGUGUCACAGCUAAUGUUAAUCUCAUUCCUAAACAUACCAAUGAUACAAAGUCCCUAGAACAGUUCUGUAGAGACACUGUCAUCACAAUUUGGCAUUACCAUGGUGGGUGUCAUGUGGGCAAAGUGGUGGAUCGUGACUAUAAGGUCCUUGGCAUUGACAGGCUGCGUGUCAUUGAUGGUUCAACUUUCAGUGAAUCACCUGGGACUAAUCCACAAGCCACAGUUCUAAUGAUGGGCAGGUACAUGGGAGUGAAAAUGCUGAGAGAGAGAUUAGGAGCAGCUGCUGGUAUGUAAAAAAUGAAGAUCAACUAGGUGCAGAAGAGCAGUGUUAGUUUAAUAUAAGAAAUAGUUUUUCCCUUCUAUUUCUCAAAAAGCUAUUAUACUUGUAGAGAUGAUUGCAAAUGAGAACAUGGACAGUCAACAUCUCCACGUUGCUGUAUGUAUUGUUGUUAAAUAAAUGUAUCUGCUGGUGUCUUUACUA
Malania oleifera is the source of this 2194-nucleotide messenger RNA. RefSeq names its product protein HOTHEAD. The transcript has 6 exons. NCBI's taxonomy places the organism in Eukaryota, Viridiplantae, Streptophyta, Magnoliopsida, Santalales, Ximeniaceae. Bases 211 to 2007 code for a protein of 598 amino acids. The record is from RefSeq and is a predicted model, not a curated record. Gene Ontology annotation, molecular function: oxidoreductase activity, acting on CH-OH group of donors; flavin adenine dinucleotide binding.